UAGAGGACGGGAGAUAUAAUGAGUAUCCUUGGGGUAAAGAUUCGUUUAGAGAGUUGGUUGUAAGCAUCGGGCAGAAAUAUGCUGGUUUUAAGAAAUAUUAUAGGAUUCAUGGUUUGCCGCUUGCUAUGCAAGUAUGGUUGUAUGAAUGUUGCUCAAAAGUCCCGUCCACCAUUGCAGUUAAGACGGGGAAUUUAAUUCCUAGAAUUUUGAACUGGCGGACUACGGAAGGAAAACCAUAAUUCAAGAGAUUGAUGGAUGGCAUGUUCAGAGACGAUAAAAAUCCGUCCUGUAGAUUUGAGGAAGUUGUGCCAACACCCCAUGAGUUGGAAACUCUUAAAUUGCCUCCUGUUGCACAUGACAUACCAGACGUCAAACAUGGAGUUGAUGGUGUACAUGGUACUGAUUUGGUAGACGAUGAUUACGAUAAUUUUAGUACCACACCACCGCAUCUGUCCAGUGGCAAACAGCAACAAAGGAGUGCCAAUUCUGAUUCCCCGCGAGGCAAGAAACGGACGCAGUUUCCAGUUUCUGUUCCUCCUUCCAGGAAACAACCAUCACGGAAGGAAUCUGGGAUAAAAGGGACAAGGAAACCAGAUGCACCUACAACACCCCGAACAGAUGAGUUUAAACUGAUAAGGGAAGAGAUUCAGAUUUUCAAGAAAGAAGUCGGCGACACAAUGUUAAAAGCUGACUUACAUAGUGAUGGUGGGAUUUCUCAAGGCAAUCAAAGUGGCGGUGCAGUAAAGCUUUCAACCGAAGAGAAUCAAGGUGGUGGUGCCACUUCCGCGCAGAGGAGUCAUCCAGUGGAAUCUCAGCAAAUCGGCGAUAUGGAGAAUGCUAAUGCUGAAUUUACCGCAUCAUAG
This is a messenger RNA of Lycium barbarum (goji berry), 863 nucleotides long. RefSeq lists its product as uncharacterized. The record is from RefSeq and is a predicted model, not a curated record. Lineage: Eukaryota; Viridiplantae; Streptophyta; Magnoliopsida; Solanales; Solanaceae. The coding region runs from base 252 to 863 and encodes 203 amino acids. The transcript is spliced from 4 exons.